Molecule: messenger RNA, 1180 nt
Organism: Neltuma alba
Lineage: Eukaryota; Viridiplantae; Streptophyta; Magnoliopsida; Fabales; Fabaceae
Product: probable LRR receptor-like serine/threonine-protein kinase At1g05700
Exons: 3
Coding region: 11-1180 (389 amino acids)
Source: RefSeq, a predicted model, not a curated record
UGUCUAAACCAUGAAGAUGGCAGCACUAUGGAUUGUGGCUUUGCUUGUAUCUGUCUCUUCCAUCAUCGACCUUCCAAAAUCAGCACAAGUUGUUGCAUCUGAUGAUGAUAUUGAUACAGACAGGGAGAUAAGCAUCGAUUGUGGGGUAACUCAAGAAAGUCAGGACACAAAUGGAUUUCAUCAUGAUGCAGAUAAUGCAGAGUUUGUAGAAUCUGGAAAAAUAUAUAAUAUAUCUUCAAAGGACACAUUUGAUAAUAGCCAAGAACAAGUUUGGGAGCAGAUGAAAACACUGAGAAGUUUCCCAGAAGGCAAAAGGAAUUGUUACACACUCAAACCCAGGCAAGGCAAACGCAACAACUAUCUCAUCAGGGCUUACAUGUCAUAUGGAAACUAUGACAACAAAAACUCUAUUCCAUACUUCCAUUUACAUCUUGGUGUCAAUUUCUGGGCAGAAAUUAAGUUUGAAAACGUCAAUGCAAUUCGACGAAAAACAGUCGUUCAACUGUCCCCAACAAACUACAUUGAUGUCUGUCUUGUAAACGUUGGUAGAGGGAUGCCUUUUAUUUCGUUGUUAGAACUAUGGCCUCUGUCAAAUUCUAUAUAUAGAGCCACCUCUAGUUUGCUGCCUUUAGGCCUCAUGACAUGUGUUAACUUGGGUAUGUCUGAAAACCUUAAAUUUAUCAGAUAUGCAGAUGAUAUCUAUGGUAGAUCCUGGUUGAAUGGAAAGUUGAAUAACUCUGAGAAAUUCUCCACAUCAGAAGCAAUUAACAGUGAUGUAAAAGAGUAUAGACUACCAAAUGAAGUGUUAAGAGCUGCAGUCCGAGCACUGAAUGAUUCAACUUCCUUAUAUAUCACCUUGACCACCGUUAAUUUUACAGCAGAUAGCGAACAUUAUGUUUACCUUCAUUUUUUUGAUUUCGAGGAGCACUCUAAGGGUCAAGUAAGAAGCAUGGAAAUUACUUUUACUGAUGCAAUCCGAGUGCAAGUAACUCUUAAAUACCAGGAUGUCUAUACCUUGGUUAAGAGAAUUCCAAAAGGGGUUAAAUUAAAUAGUAUUUCAAUCACAUCGACCCCAGGUUCUGGUUUACCCCCGAUGAUCAAUGCUUACGAGAUUUAUAGAACACUACCCCAACCAAAUACCCCAACUCAUGAACAAGAUGGCAAGUAUAUAGGAUACUGA